UUUUGGAUCUUUUUUUUCUUAAAUCUCAGAUUACCAUGGUAGGCGAUCUGAAACAUGGCCGCACUGUGCAUUCUCUGGCUAGACUUCUCACUCAGUACAGGAUCACCUUGCGCUACGUGGCCCCCAAGAACCUCAGCAUGCCUGCCGAAAUCAUUGAUUUUGUGGCCUCCAAAGGCAUUAAACAGGAGGAGUUUAACAGUAUUGAAGAAGCCCUUCCAGAGACUGACGUUCUGUACAUGACCAGAAUACAGAAGGAGCGAUUCGCCUCUGAAGAAGAGUACAAAGCGUGUUUCGGCCAGUUCAUCCUCACCCCACAUAUCAUGACUGGAGCCAAAAGGAAGAUGGUUGUUAUGCAUCCGCUUCCCAGAGUCAAUGAGAUCAGUGUGGAAGUGGACACGGAUCCUCGGGCUGCUUACUUUCGGCAGGCUGAGAACGGGAUGUAUAUUCGAAUGGCACUGCUGGCUACCGUGCUGGGUCGGUGAAGGGACCAUCAUAGUCUAUUCUUGGACAUUUGGCAUUAAAGGGAAAUAUUUUGUUAGCAACAUGUUGAUUCAAUGACUGGUGUUCAUUCUGUGUACUCUCCAUAUAGUUCCGGUAGGUGAGAUUUUCUGAGAUAAAGUACCCAGAUUUAUUGUACCUUUCAGUACUCACUGCAAUAAAAUUCCAUAUGUUGAGUAUUUGAUUUAAAACACGCACAUUAAAGCAACCACGGUGCAGUGUGGUUAAACUAGUUAAACAUCUUAAACAUCUUAAAUAUCUGAGAUAGUUGCAUUAAUUUAGCACUUGAAAGUAGUGGGUUGCUCAGUUUCUUCAUUUCACUUCAAAAUCAGCUCAAUUUAGCAAACAGUUCUACAAUAAACAAUUGUACUACUACAUCACUAACUGGUAUAGUAUUAAUGUAAAUGCUGUAUGUUUUUUUGUUGUUGUUGUUGUGCAUUUACAUGUGAUCAUGUUCAUUUGGACAUUCCAGUAGGGUAUCAGACUUUUGUAACUCAAUCUACUUUGUGCAAAUACUAGUGCAGAUACAGUAUGGUAGAAAGAUUCUUCAUCAUUACGGAGUAAAACUUUUGUAAUUGUAUUUUUAGACAAUAAAAACAAAAUGCAAUCUCA
Cyprinus carpio (common carp) is the source of this 1110-nucleotide messenger RNA. RefSeq names its product CAD protein-like. The transcript has 4 exons. Bases 36 to 482 code for a protein of 148 amino acids. The record is from RefSeq and is a predicted model, not a curated record. Gene Ontology annotation, molecular function: amino acid binding; carboxyl- or carbamoyltransferase activity. Gene Ontology annotation, biological process: amino acid metabolic process. Lineage: Eukaryota; Metazoa; Chordata; Actinopteri; Cypriniformes; Cyprinidae.